This is a messenger RNA of Acytostelium subglobosum LB1, 714 nucleotides long. RefSeq lists its product as hypothetical. The record is from RefSeq and is a predicted model, not a curated record. The transcript has a single exon. NCBI's taxonomy places the organism in Eukaryota, Evosea, Eumycetozoa, Acytosteliales, Acytosteliaceae. Bases 1 to 714 code for a protein of 237 amino acids.
AUGUCCCAACCAACCAACGAUAAAGUCAACAACAUCACGUCAAGAUUGUACACUCUGGCCAAGGUUGAUGCACAACCAACUCUCAGUAUCACAGUGUUGGUCCAAGAUCUUCUGUUCCCAGACUCAAACAACUCAACAAUCAUGAUCACCACUGAUGUUGUGAUGAAUGUUUCAAUCCAAGGAUGGACAUAUCAAUCAAACAUGAACACUUUGAGAGUUGUUCUCUUCAAGAAUGCCUCGACCACAACAGUUAAGAAUGGACCACAUUGUGGACGAGUGUUCCUCUUUGGUUGGGACUCAAUCGACAACAACAUGCAAUACUUUAGAGAUACUGAUUAUGAUCAGUUGUUUGCCACCUUCCCAACGUUUGGUCUUUCGAAUGGUUUGCCAACAUUCACCAGGAAUGAACUGAUCAGUUCAUCGACCAACCAGUCACUGUUUGGUAUCAACUUGCCACAAUGUCAACAAUGCAGUGUCAGUCCUUCUUUCUCAGUGUUGGACAGUCCAGACUCUAGUAACAAUCGUCUACAGUAUGGUUGUGAAGGUGACUCCAAGAAAGGUGAUAACUACGUUGGUGUCUCUGGUAUCAUUGCCAUUGCAGUUGUAUGUAGUGUUGUAUUAUUGGCAAUCAUCAUAACAAUAAUCGUAUUGGUUGUUAGAAGAGUUAGAAGGUCAAGAAGAGAACAGGCCAGUAAUAAGAUGGGAGCACUGUAA